Molecule: messenger RNA, 1448 nt
Organism: Xenopus laevis (African clawed frog)
Lineage: Eukaryota; Metazoa; Chordata; Amphibia; Anura; Pipidae
Product: protein CREG2-like
Exons: 4
Coding region: 181-720 (179 amino acids)
Source: RefSeq, a predicted model, not a curated record
UAUGGCAGCCUCCCCAAAAUGUCUGUGUGCUUCUUUCCUAGCAGAACUGCCCUUGCCUGCUUGCUCUGGGUAUUCGUCUGCGGCGCAUGCCCCCACAACACAGCUAUGUUAUUGUCAAUUCAGUGUCUUUGUCAGUAACCAACGAGGUGGAGGAGGAACUAUACAGUUCUUCCACAGAAGAUGCACUGCCAGCUGGAGGAUACCAUCAGCAUUUGGAAACAAAGCUACCCAGCCUCUACUUUCAAAGAAGAGGACAGAGAGAUGAAGCCCAGGCCUGCGUCAGUCGGAUCCAAGCAGAUAUCUUCUCCCUCCAGAAUGUUCUCAUACAAGAGAGAAAGUAAUGUGGCCACAGAGAGCAGUGGCCCACCAUCAGAAAAUGGCCAGGGAUGCCAGGCUCCUUGCCCACCACAGCAAAUGGGGUUUUCCAUUGCAGACCUACCCUUUGGACAUGUUUUACUCACUAGUGAUGGCCCAAUGGAUAAUGAUACAGGUGACCCAUAUAAAAAAAUGAUACACCAAUGUAAAGGAGACCUCUCCCUCCUUGCAACAAUAGUCUUUGUUACCCUUCACACUAUGCUAAGUCAUGGCUGUGCAAUUGGAGGCUUGAUCAUAGACGAAGAGGAUGAUUCUCAAACCGCUUCCCUAACCCUCACAGGCCAGAUGGUAAUUGUGCCACCAGAAGAAGCAGACUUCGCUAAAAAAGCAUUGUUUUCCAGGUAAUACUGAUCCUGCCCCUGUGUAUAAUCUGCAUCUUAACAAUGGACAGCGUGGAUUUCAUGUCACAUGUAUUCUGUUUGGUUUUAGUCUCUUUUAUUGUUAUAAUUUGUUAUAAUUGAAUGGCCAGUUCACCUUCACAGAUAAUAAAACAUAUGAUCAUUGUUUUCAGUAUUUCAAAAUAGUUUAGUUUCCUUUUUCCAUUCGUAUGUCUCUAAGUAGAAAGUCAGUGAGUCAGGUUGCCUGUAGUUUAAACUAUUUCAAUCGUACAUUAGAUUAUACAUUCCUAAACAGCUGCAGGUACUUCAGUCCUUGUCAAAAAAGCAUCUAUUACAACUGGCACAUUUUUGAAUACUGCUGUGAAAGAUAUCUUCUAAUGGAGAAAAUGUCACAAACAGUUUAGAAGGCAACCUUGCCUACAGAACUUGUGGGAGGGAAAUUAACUAAUUCAUGAACAGGUGGUCAAUGAAAAGGGUUUUGGGUUGAACAUAUGUUUUGCCUGUUUUAAUCACAACCUGUGAUUUUUAUAUCUUGAGCUAAACGGGGAAAUUUGGAGAUUACCCCAUGUCUGGUCCACCCUUCGUUGUGAUUGUUUUGUUAGCAGGAGUCCAUUAUACAUGGAAUUAUUUGUGAAUUGAUAAUUUAAUUAUAUACACUGUCAGAACUAAACCUUGAGUAGACUGCAGGGCCGGAACUAGGGGUAGGCAGAGUAGGCACGUGCCUAGGGAGCAAAG